Messenger RNA from Brassica napus (rape), 1272 nucleotides. RefSeq lists its product as uncharacterized. The transcript has 4 exons. Gene Ontology annotation, molecular function: zinc ion binding. Lineage: Eukaryota; Viridiplantae; Streptophyta; Magnoliopsida; Brassicales; Brassicaceae. The record is from RefSeq and is a predicted model, not a curated record. Bases 1 to 1272 code for a protein of 423 amino acids.
AUGGAUGUGAAUAAAAGUGACAGACAAAUAGCAGUGGUUAAGGUGUUUUGCAGUAAAGAGGAUUGUCAGAUUGCUUUAUCCAUAUACGCAAUAAAGAAGCAUUUCAAGUUCACACAGACAAGGACAAAGAUUGAUUCAUUUGUUGUAGAGUAUCCUGAUACUUGUAAAGCUGGUACAAUUGCAUAUUUGGAAAUUGAUCUAGAUGAAGACGAGGAUGAACGUUUUCUCUACCUAUUUCUAGCGUUUGGUGUUUCGCCGAGUGGAUUUAGGAAGUUAAGGCAUGUAUUGGUGAUAUAUGGUACACAUCUAAGUGGCAAGUACAAGGGGGUGUUGUUGACUGCUAACGGGCAUGAUGCAAACUUCCAAAUAUUCAUGAUUGCAUUUGUGGUUGUGGACAGCGAAAAUGAGGAUGCGUGGACAUGGUUUUUACAGAAAGUUGAGAGGAUCCUUUGUGAUUCGCUUAGUCUUGCAAUAAUAUCUGAUAGGGCGGAAAAUAUAGUAACGGCCGCAGCAGUAGCCUAUAUGCCCCGAGGGUACAAGGAACUUUAUAGCAAGAUAAGGGUGACUAAUAGUGCGUGUGGUAUAUAUUUGGGAAAGAUCAGUGUAGCUCGUUGGUCAAGAUCUAAUUUUUCUGGUGAUAGAUAUAACAUCAUGACUAGCAGUAUUUCUGAGCAACUUAACAAGGCGUUGUUGGAAGGCAGGGGUGCCCCAAUUGUUGAGGUUGUAACAUUCAUCCAAAAGAUGAUACCUAGAUGGUUAUGUGCUAGAAGGGAAAAGGCAAAAAAACAUAGAGAGGUGGUGAGCGUGGAAGUGGACAAAGAGAUGACAAAGAACAUGGCAACUGUGAAAGGGAGCAAGAUAAAUGCGGUUUCUACCUGGAACAGUGAAAUUGUUGGGAAGUUUGGCAGGAAAGACAAGGUUAUGCUAUCUAAGAAAAAGUGUAGUUGUAAGUAUUUUGAUUAUAUCGAAAUACCUUGCGGCCAUGCUAUGAUAGCAGUAGACGGGCUUGGUGUGCCUUACGACACACUGUGUGGGGAUUGGUACAAAACAUCAGUAUGGAAGGAGACAUAUGCAGGCUUUAUCAGUCCAAAGAGUGAUCUUAGGGAUGUUAACAUACUAGAAAAAGUUAGCAGUAUGAUCAUGUACCCUCCUAAUACAAAAAGGCAAGUCAUCCGCGAUCACAAAACACGCAUACCGUUCACAGGCGAGAUAUGGGUGAUGGCUCCAAAGAAGAAAGUAGUCGCUAACAGAUGUGGGAGGUAUAGAGGGUAA